This is a messenger RNA of Talaromyces marneffei, 807 nucleotides long. RefSeq lists its product as uncharacterized. NCBI's taxonomy places the organism in Eukaryota, Fungi, Ascomycota, Eurotiomycetes, Eurotiales, Trichocomaceae. The record is from RefSeq and is a predicted model, not a curated record. Gene Ontology annotation, molecular function: protein kinase regulator activity. The transcript is spliced from 3 exons. Bases 1 to 807 code for a protein of 268 amino acids. Gene Ontology annotation, cellular component: protein kinase CK2 complex; cytoplasm.
AUGGAGGACUUCAAUAGUGAGACUGAUAGUGACUAUACCAGUUACUGGAGAGACUGGUUCAUAUCCUCGCGAGGCAACGAGUACUUUUGCGAAAUCGACGAGGAAUACUUGACCGACCGAUUCAAUUUGACUGGACUCAACACCGAGGUUCAGUAUUAUCAAUACGCGCUCGACCUGAUUACAGACGUGUUUGAUCUAGAUGCCGACGAUGACCUCCGCGAACAGAUUGAGAAAUCGGCCCGUCAUCUCUACGGCUUGGUUCAUGCUCGUUAUAUUGUGACUACUCGUGGAUUGGCUAAGAUGCUUGACAAAUACAAGAAGGGCGAUUUUGGAAAGUGCCCCCGUGUCUUGUGCGAUCAACACCCUUUGCUCCCUAUGGGCCAAUCCGACCUGCCUAACCAAAAGACUGUGAAAUUGUACUGCGCCAAAUGCGAAGAUAUCUACAAUCCAAAGUCCUCUCGACAUGCAUCAAUCGACGGUGCUUAUUUUGGCACCUCCUUCCACAACAUCCUCUUCCAGGUGUAUCCAGCACUAGUACCAGAAAAGAGCAUACAGCGCUAUGAACCUCGUAUCUACGGCUUUAAGGUGCAUGCAACCGCUGCCUUGGCUCGUUGGCAGGAUGCGCGCCGUGAAGAGAUGAAAGAGCGUUUGAACAAGUUGGGUAUAGAUCCUGGAUUCAUCGAGGACAGCGAGGAUGAGAACGACGAUUUUGAAGAUGACAUUGAUGACGACAAAUCAGAGCAGAUUGGAGACGAGCCAGCACCAGCCGCGGACAAUGCAUCUGCACGUAUGGACACAGGCGUUUAA